Molecule: messenger RNA, 2712 nt
Organism: Xenia sp. Carnegie-2017
Lineage: Eukaryota; Metazoa; Cnidaria; Anthozoa; Malacalcyonacea; Xeniidae
Product: 28S ribosomal protein S29, mitochondrial-like
Exons: 12
Coding region: 341-1546 (401 amino acids)
Biological process (GO): apoptotic process
Cellular component (GO): mitochondrial ribosome; mitochondrial small ribosomal subunit
Molecular function (GO): structural constituent of ribosome
Source: RefSeq, a predicted model, not a curated record
AUUACAAGUGUAAUAGUGUAAAAAGAUCGCAAGACAAUUACUUAGUGAAUAUCCUAUUUAGUAAUCACUGUACUUAGUAGACGCCCUGUUUAGUCAACACCCCAGUCGAUAUCCUAUUUAGAAGACACUCUACAUAGAUGCUACCCAACAUAGUAGAUACCCCCCACAUAGUCGACACCAUGUUUAGUCUAUGCAUUUAGAACUCAUAUGUGAGUAUGAGUGAUUACUGUGGAGUCUGGGCACUAGUUUAUGGUUUAAUCACAGAACCAAUGCACAGAACUGACAGGAAUACUGUAAUAACAGUACGAACUUGUGGUACUAGUACAAUCUUUUCGAGAUAAUGAUUAGACCAAUAGGAAAAAGAAAAAGAAACUGUCGAGAUUUUUGGUUAUCCUUGCGGAAGGUGUUAAGUCAGAAACUACACUGUGAUGAUUGCUGUCGACAGACGUCUUUACUUGAAGGCAAUGUUACUGCCACAUUAACUAAUGAUGGGACAGUAGUUUCUACUAAACUUAAUCCACUGCACCAUUCAACAGAGCAUGUUGGUCAGUAUUAUACUGUGCCAAUUAGUGAUGUUUCUGUUCUAUUUUCCCAUGGCUUACCAAAAUCUGGCUAUUUGGAUGAGAUGAACACAAUUGGAGAAUUCAAUUUGAUGAUAAGAAAACCAGCUCUAACCAUUCUCAAUGCAUUGAAUAUAGAAGAAAAGAGAGUUAAAAGAAUUGUAAUUUAUGGUGAAGAUGGCUGUGGUAAAACAUUGACUUUAUCUCAUGUUAUUCAUAACUGUUAUUUAAAAGAAUGGAUCCUUCUUUUACUUCCCAGCGUCUUCAAGAUGAUUCACGGAAGGCAAAACGUCAUUCCGUCAAUUUAUAAUCCCAAAAGGUUUGACCAGACCGAAGUUGCGCUCACCUGGUUGAAAAGUUUCCAGAUAUUGAACGAAAGAUUUUUAUCUAAGAUUAAAACGACAAAGGAAUACAAAAUAAGUCAGAAGAUAUCAAUUGAUACUGGCAGCUCAAUAAUCAAUGUUAUUGAUCAGGCUUUUCAUCGACCGAAUUUUGCUUCCGAUGCCGUGGGAAUUACGCUUAAAGAGGUGCAAUGCCUGAGCAAUCGGAUUCCUGUUCUUUUUGCUGCGGAUGAAUUCAAUGGUUUGUUUUGGCAAACGUCUUUGAAGAACCCCGAAAAUAAUGAAAGACUGAAAAACAAGGAUCUAUCUUUGGUGAAACACUUUGUGAAGUUAUUUCGUGAGGAUUCUUCUUUGGCAAAGGGUAGUUAUGUUGUAGCUUUAUCAAGAACAGGCAUGGAAAGAUCGUUUUGCCCCAGUUAUCAUUAUUCAGAUCUUCUUCGACCGAAAGGCCUUUCAACCCUUGGAUACUUCGACCCCGUCAAUGUUCCUGCGUAUGAUGAAGAAGAAUUACAAAAAUGUUUGACGUAUUACCAUAAAAAAGGAAUAUUUUCAAAAGAUUUCUCUAUCGACCAGACAUUCAAGGAGGUGGCGUACCUCACCAAUCGUCGACCGAUUUUAGUUCAGAAAAUGGUUUUGCCAUUUUGAAUAAACUUCAAAGUAUGAACGGUGGUGUAUUAUAUUGUAAUUCAUACACAGAACACACAUAAUCGGCAAUCGAUGAAAAGGUUCUCUGAACUGUGGAUUGCUGAAAAAAUAAAUUUUUGCGUCGCCAUUGAUAAAAACAGACAAUGAAAUUAAAUGUCGUAAUAUUUAUACAGGAAAAUUCCGUUAACCAACUACGAAAAUUGUAGUGGAAAGAACUCUCAAUCGUCCACAUUUGCUUUCUGCACCCAUGAUCAACAAGUUAUUUCAUGUUUUAUGAUGUUUACUCGUUGUGUUUCUGGGUGUGUUAAAAUCACUGGUAAAACAGAUUCUACGAUUUACUUUUCACAGUCUUUGUAGCGGUAUAUCCAGGGUAUAUCCAUUAGACGUCAUCUCUCCUUUACGGAGGGUUUAUUCGAAGAGGGGCUCACCCCCCUUCCUCGUUGAAUUCUAAGUCUUGCAUUGGUAGUAUUAAUAUAUAUAUAUGGAUACCCCACGGUUAAAAAGACUGACCCUUCUUUUUCUCUUAGUCGUUUGUGGCCUAUUAGCAUCCCGUUCCAGGCUUGGUUACACUCGAGUAGAAAACAUAUCAACAUCGAACAAGGAACUGCAGCAAUCACUGUCCAAUAAUACGUUAAGUAUUCGUGAUGAAAAAUCGGAGAGUUUCAGAACAGUUAUGAGUACGGAUGGAGUAUAUGUUUCGACACUCGACACUUGCGUUUGAUGCAUUUUUAACAUCUUUCACAGUUGAUGAGAAAUCGAGAUCUUCAACUUCGGUGACUGCAACUGCAUAACUUAGAAAAACAUGACUUUGUUCUCAUUAACAAAACCAAUGCUGCUGAAGUAUAAAUGGAUGGCAAUGAUGUUCAAGUAAAGAAAGAAGGUUUACAUCGUCAAAAAUGUUUUAAACAUUCCACAUUACUAGAGAAGACUUAAUGCAGCUAGUGUAUAUGAAUGAGAUGUUACUAGUUUUGUUGAGCAAACUACAUUUAUUCGUAACUCGGCUAAUUGAACUGCAAAUGUAACAUAAGUACCAUAUAACAAUGGCAUAUGCUGUAGUAUGAAAUAUGUGCACAAUGUAUAAUUAUUGAUUUUUAAGUGUUCAAUACUUCAAUAGUUAUAGACAUCCUCUGACUUGUUUAAUAAAACAAUGACGUAUAGUACAUUAA